Messenger RNA from Acanthocheilonema viteae, 2052 nucleotides. Lineage: Eukaryota; Metazoa; Nematoda; Chromadorea; Rhabditida; Onchocercidae. The record is from the annotation of a GenBank genome assembly.
AUGAUACGUCGUCUUCCGGAAGAUGUUGUCAAUCGUAUCGCGGCCGGGGAAGUGAUUAUACGAGCAGCAAAUGCCGUUAAGGAGUUGAUCGAAAACGCAUUAGAUGCGGGCGCUACGGAAAUCGUCAUUACAGCUAAAAAUGGUGGUCUCGAUUUACUGAAAGUACAGGAUAACGGUAAAGGAAUUGCCAAAGAUGAUUUACCAAUUAUCUGUGAACGUUUUACAACAUCGAAGUUGGAAAGAUAUGAAGAUUUGGAAUGUAUGAGCACAUUUGGAUUUAGGGGUGAAGCACUGGCGUCCAUAAGUCAUGUAGCUAAAAUGACGAUCAUCUCGAAAAUUCGGGAUUCACCUUGUGCUUAUGUUGGUCGUUAUGCAGAUAGUCGGCUGCAGGGCGACAUAAAACCAUCAGCUGGACUUGACGGUACCACAGUAAUUGCCGAAGAUUUAUUUUACAAUUGUCCAUCACGUCGUCGUGCACUAAAAUAUCCUGCUGACGAAAUGAAUCGUAUUGCUGAUAUUAUUAUACGAUAUGCUAUUCAUAACGCAUCUGUAUCAUUUACAUUACGACGCUGUGGUAGUGGAAGUGAUUUUCGAACAGCUGGUACUAAUGAUCUUUGUGGGACAAUAUCUUCAUUACUUGGAGGAAAGUUUUCCAAAGAUCUCGUCUUAUUAAGUCAUAGUGAUUCAGCGUUGCAUUUCACUUUAAAAGGUUGUUUGGUACAACCAAUCGCUUCAUGUACUGCUGAGAGUCUUCAAGACCGGCAGAAUCGUCAAAAAAUUUUUUAUUUAUUCAUUAAUGGUCGUAGUGUCGAAUGUCAGGCGCUUAAGCAAGCACUAGACGUUGUUUUUGCUGCUCAAAAUACUAUUUCACCGUUUGUAAUGAUUUCUUUGCAGAUUGAGCCGAAACGUGUCGAUGUUAAUGUGCAUCCGACUAAAUCUAUUGUUUAUUUUCUGGAACAAGAUAAUAUCAUCAGCUCCAUUCAAGAUUACGUGGAAAAUUUGAUUACGAGUUUGGCUGGCAGUUGUGAUGUAUAUACGAAAUUUCCAUUGAUGGUCAAUAGUACUGAUAGCAGUUCGUCAAAAUCAGUUGAUACGAUGGUUACAAGUACAAACAAAAAGAAACUAACGAUGCUUGUGUCAGAGUCGCUUGGUGGACCGCCACCCUCUUCUUCCAAAUCGCCAAAAGUUUAUCCUCACCAGCUGGUACGAACUGAUGCGAAGGAGAGACGGUUAGAAGAAUUUGUUGCAAGCCACUCUGAAAUUGUAUCAUCCUCAUAUACAACAAAUGAUAUUACUUCGAGCAUAAAAUCACCGGAUGAUAAUGAGUGGCGCAAAUUUGAAUUUGAAUCACUGAAAAAUAUGAAGAAAGCGCUUUGUACAGCAGCUUCUGUCAGUUUACGUUCAUUGUUUAAAGAACACAUAUAUGUUGGAGCCGUGACUGUCGAUCAAGUUCUUAUACAACAUUCAACAUCAAUUUACUUGGUAGAUGCUCAAGAUUGUUUGCGGAAUUUCUUUUAUCAGGUUCUCGUUCUUUCGUUCGGUAAUUUUGGAUCAUAUAAACUAAGCGAAUGCGCAUCGUUAGCUGAAUUAUUACGCAUUGCUGAUAGUAACUUGUCUUCUACGGAAGCUCAACAGAAAACAGCUAUUAUAAUUGAAAAUCGCGAAAUGUUGGAUGAUUACUUCUGUUUGUCUAUUACGGAGAAUGGCAAUCUUGAUUCGAUCCCAUCUUUAGUUGAUGGAUUUAUUCCACAACUGGAAUCUCUUCCUCAAUUGAUAUUAACUUUGGCAAACGACAUUAAAUGGGAUGAAGAGCAAACUUGUUUCGAGCAGGUUUGCUGGGCACUAUCGGAGUUCUUUUGUCUUAAAAAGAAAUUCUGCAGUGGCGAAGCGAUUUCGAGUUUAUGUAAUGAAAAGCUUUCUUGGAGGAAUGCCUAUCAAGAUAUCCUAUUUCCUGCGUUGAAAGUCAAUUUUCUACCGCCACAAAAAUUAAUAUCCUCAUUACGUCGAAUUGCUGAUUUGCAUGAUUUGUACAAAGUGUUUGAAAGAUGCUAA